AUGGGGCUCAUAAGUUGGGCUCUUGGCAAGAAGCCCGAGGCUUCAGGUCCAUCACCGUCAUCUUCCACGACGAAGCCCGACAAGGUCGACAGCCAUGUCAAAAUCAGCAGUCGGGAUGCUCUCUCGAAGAUGGUUUCUACCAACGGCGACAACGUCAUGGUGAUCGAAGAGCUCGAGAGCGAUGAUGGUGUCCUGAGCGCCGAGAUGAAUUCCAGCGAUGAACGAAACCACUACCCAAAGGCUCAAUCUUCGAGCAAAACACGGGCCAAAGGUCCUGUCAAUCCGACUGGCUUGAUCGCAAGUUCAUCGUCCUUCAGCACAGCAGAACUAUUCGGGGGUGACGACACCGACUUCCUAGGGGAUCUCCUUGAGGGGACUUCUGCACCAUUGAAAUUCCAGCGACGCGGAGGGUUUCCUUUAGACAAGGGCAAGGUCUCCGUGAGCCAGGAGAUCAACAAGCCAUGCGGUGAAGAUGGCGCGUAUCAUGGGGACGCAAGCGAGAAAGACGAAGAACCUGAUGACGGCAUAGACGUGGAGUCACCAGCAUUCGGUCUUACGACACAAGGUAGUCUCGCGCAGUCUACCUUUCCGAAGUCUACAACAUCUGAAGAAGAUGAGCAUAGUAACUUCCCGUCCGAUAAAGAUCAUACCAAUGCGGACGAAGACGAGCAGGAUGAGCAACCGAAUGUUAUCCUUGUGGAAGAGCAGGCUGCUGUCGUCAAGAAACCCAGCGCUAGCGUCAUCCUUGCGCGCUUGCAUAAGCCUAUCGUGAGCCCCAACUGGGCCGAUUUGGAUGAGGAUGAUGAUGAUUGGGAGGCCCCCGUGGCGUGGAGGGCCGGCCAUGCUUCUGACAAUCCCAAUGUCCUUGAGGACGGCGAAGAAGAUAUUGACUCGUACGUCCAAUACAAUGCACAAGCGGACGUUGCUGACCUUGCCGACAGCGAAGAAGAAGCCGAUGCCGACAUCACAGAGCGCCCGAUCGACGAGACGUCCUUAGAAGCUGAACAAGAUAACGUGGGCUCAGAAGCUGGUGUACCAUCAUCCUAUUCUCUCCCCACCAUCUCCGAUUAUGGUGUAGGAGAUUUAGGCCUAGAUAAUGGUGAAGAGAUCACCAAUUUUAACCAGAGCCCGGCUGACGAGACAUCCGAAGAGAACGAUGAAGAACUCCAGGGCGCACAUGUCGGGACAUCAUGCUCCCACUACACUUCCUCAGAGUCCGACUACGGCGCAGGAUACACCGGUCCCUCGCGCUCUCUCGCCUACCACGACUAUGCCGACGUCGUGCAAGCUUAUCGCAACGAAGAGGAUCGACGAGACUCGGAUGAGGCGUACCAGAUCCAGAUGCAGCAGCUCUGGGAGCGUUAUGCCGAGAAAAUCGAUCUUCUCAAAGAACCUUCAACGACCGAGCCGCAAGAGCAGGACUCACAUGACGAAGUCAUGCGCAUUGUCUUCAGCGACAUCUACCCUGCGCUUCCGAGCAACGCCGAGAGUGGCCAGAUGCACAUCAUCGACUGGAAGACGCUCAUGGGGCCGGAUUAUCUGGGUCCAGACCCCGACGACGAGGGAAAGUUUCUCUUGCACUUCGCCAAACCACGACUGUGCGACGUCGUAGCGACACUCCUUUUCGAAUCGGACCCAUCCGCUCUCGACGCCUGGCUCGAUCCAUCAAACAAGGUCGUGGAAUGGUGGCACAGCCUGCACCACAGCUACCCCGGCGUCUUCAAAACCGUUAUCCGAAGGGAUGGUAACGAAGUCACUGUGGGAACAUUCAGCGACCUCGGCUUCAACGUGUGUUGGAAUCGUUACAUCAAGGCAGAGAUCAACACAAAUGGACAGUGGAGCGAGUCAUUUGCCUUCAAAGGCGGACAAUUCAGGAAACAACCUGAGGAGAAUGAACCCGGUGCUUCUUCACGGAAGGACCGUGGUGAGAUUGACUGGGAGUCGUUUAAGAUUGGUGACCCUAGCAAGUAUGACUGGGACGAACUUGAAGACCCAGCCGAAGCCCUGUGGCAGGGCAGGGUGCUAGCGCGUGAGCUGCUCUUGACGAUCCUGAACAAUUACAAUCAGUAUCGCGGCGGCAACACCGUUGAGCUGGUUGUCGAUGGAGAGUUGACGCCAAUAGAGGCGCGGGGGGUUAGGCGUGUGCCUAGGUGCAACGGCAUCGAGAACGAUCGGAUCGAGGAAGUUGUUUCGUCUCUUGGAGUGUAUGCUCGGAUUGGGGAAGAUCUUGCAUCUCAUGAGUCGUCAUCAGAGGUGUUGAACGGUCUUGAGCUCUGA
This is a messenger RNA of Didymosphaeria variabile, 2277 nucleotides long. RefSeq lists its product as uncharacterized. NCBI's taxonomy places the organism in Eukaryota, Fungi, Ascomycota, Dothideomycetes, Pleosporales, Didymosphaeriaceae. The coding region runs from base 1 to 2277 and encodes 758 amino acids. The record is from RefSeq and is a predicted model, not a curated record. The transcript is spliced from 3 exons.